UUUUCUGGCGUACGAGAUAGAUUUUUCAGUGUGAGGUACCACUGCAGGCCACUACUGAUUAUCUCUUUCCAUUUACCAGUUUCGACUUUUUGCAGCUAUGGCGGGAACCAUCCAAGCCCUGAUUCUCACGCCCCGACCCGCCAACCCGCCAACCCGCUGCCGUUUGCUCACCGACUCCCACAUUUUCCGUCCAAACAUGCCGCAUUCCGCUUCGAUCUUCAACUUAACCGCUGUAUCUCGAAUCCCGUCAAAGCCUGGCAACACCCCGAUCAGAAAGAUGGCAAUGGAAUCAAGAGGCAUUCGGGUUCGGUUAAGGGCUUGAAUUGGGCUAAACCUUUGUCGAAUUUUGUUGCGAAUAAUUUUCUUUCCUUAGUUCUUGUUGGUGGAGCAGCUUUAGGGCUUGCAAACCCUAGUUUAGGUUGUCUUGCUGAUUCAUACUCUUUCACAAAAGUCAGCACAUUUGGGGUUUUUAUCAUCUCAGGGUUGACAUUGCAAACUGGAGAAAUUUUUGAAGCUGCAGAAGCAUGGCCUGUCGGAAUCUUUGGGCUAGUCUCCAUUCUAUUAUUUACUCCAUGUUUUUCGAGGGCAAUAUUGCAACUGCCGCUCCAACCUAAAGAGUUUGUUAGAGGGCUUGCACUAUUUUGCUGUAUGCCAACCACAUUAUCAGUUGCAGUGGCGCUUACUCAGCUUGCUGGAGGCAAUUCUGCCCUUGCUCUUGCAAUGACUUUGAGCUCUAACGUGUUGGGAAUUUUAGUUGUCCCAUUUUCUAUAUCAAAAUUUGUAGCUGACGGAUUUGGCGUAUCUGUUCCAACUAAGCAGCUAUUCAAAAGUCUCGUUCUCACAUUGUUGAUCCCUCUGAUAUUGGGGAAGAUUUGUCGAGAAUCCUUAAGAGGUGAGUAUCCUUCUCUCUGUUCCAGAAGUUUUCUUAAUUCUAGGAUAUUUUUGUUUUAGUUAAUAUCUUUUAUAAUAAUUUGUAGCUUUUAACAAGUACUAAAAUUCCUGCACAAUAUGGAUGAAGGGAUCAGUCUCAUUCUAAAGAAUUUGCUAAUACAUAGUACAUACACAAAAUCAAUACAUACACAAAUAUACACACUACGUACAGUGCAUUUGUAUAAAAAGAAGUAUCCAAACUAUCCACACUUAGCCUGGUAUUAAUUAGUUAUAUGCUUAACAUACUAUACUAGAUUGGAGAUUCCACACAGCCUCUGAGUUAUUACAUGACAUUAAUAUUUAUAUCUUUAAUUAUUAUUUAAUUUAAGAGUACAGGAAAGUCUUACAAAUUAAAACUGAAAACUUACUCUCCUACUUAGAGCAAGUCCAUCCCCAAAAAAAAUGCGCUGGCACUCAACCCAUUUAAUCCACUCAGUGAUAGACUUCAUGAACAGUAAAUUGACCAAAUGCUUCUCCAUCCCUAAAAAAUGCGCUGGCACAAAGUCUAAAAAUGCACUGGCACAAACGAUAUUCACCCUUACAAAGUACGCUGGCAUCCGGCCCAUAUAAAAUAUUAUUAAUUUUUUUAUAAAAUAAUAAAUUUUAAAUUUAGUCUUAAUUUCGAAUAAGAUUUUUAGCCAAUCUCUCGUCACGCCACGUGUUAUUAUCCGAAUGUACUAUUUUGUGAAUAGAUUUCCGUUAAGAUUUUCAACCAAUCUU
Messenger RNA from Malus domestica (apple), 1650 nucleotides. NCBI's taxonomy places the organism in Eukaryota, Viridiplantae, Streptophyta, Magnoliopsida, Rosales, Rosaceae. The record is from RefSeq and is a predicted model, not a curated record.